UUGAGAAUGGACUGAUCAUCAUUUGUUGAACAGUGAACACCACCAAGGACGGUAACCAAACGGUAACAGCGAGUUCAUUUUUACGACAGCGUUCAGGACGGCCGACACAUUAUUCAACGGAAAAUGAAUUCAAGACGCGCUAGGAUUGCAGAUACAGAGAACUAUGGCUCGGACUCAGGUGGUGACACCGAACCAGAUACACCAAGACCCACACACCGACAGGGCAGCAAGAAACGGAUCAGCGAUGUCUAUGGCGGUGAGAAUGAUGCACAGUCUGAAUCUGGACGCCCUCCCCUAAGGGCGGUCAACAUCAAUGACGACGCUGCUGAGAAGCGCAGGCGGAGGAAGAGCAAUAAGCUAGCUGUCAUUGAAAACGCGGAAGCGGGGCCUUCGACAGAGCGUCAAGAUCAGGCAGAGUCUUCUAAGGCUGCACAGGCGAAGCAGAAGCAGCAACAGCUCACCUCUGUAGCCCCGCCUCCUGUUAUCAACGUACCCCUAGACGUCAUGAGCUCCAACUUUGAGGAAUGGAUGAAAAUGGCGACGGACAAUAAAAUCAACGCUGCGAACUCAUGGAACUUCGCACUGAUUGAUUACUUCCACGACAUGUCGCUACUCCGAAAUAACAUCGACAAUUCCAUCAACUUCCAGCGCGCUUCAUGUACGCUUGACGGCUGCGUUAAAAUUUGGACUAGUCGCGUCGACUCCGUUGGCACAGAAACAGGCAAGCUGCUCAGCAAUCUUGCCAACGAAGGCAUGGUUGGCGCAGAAGACGAUGAAGCCUUGUCCGACAACCCUGAUAGUCAAGACCCGACGCAGGCGAAGAAAAAGAAGAAAUCGCAUCGCCCCGACUCUACGCUUGCUAAAGAUGCCUCACAGCUCCGGAGCAAGAAGCUGGAUCUCGAGUUCCGCGUCGACCCCCUUUUCCGCAAAACUUGUGCAGACUUUGACGAGGGUGGUGCACAGGGCUUGCUAAUGAAUCACCUCAGUUUGGGGGUUGGAAGUGAUGGUGGUAUGCGCGUCGUUUUUGACGCGAGUGACUCUAUGGGCCGACCCGCAGAAGAUGUGGACAUCAGUUACCUACGAAAUCAAUUUUUGCCUGACUUGGAUAUUCUCGAAGAUAAGGCGAUCUCCCAUUCGCUGGUCACCUUCUCGUUUGCCAAAGACAGCAACCACACAUUUGACGACUCUCUCUACCGUGAUGAUACAGUCGAUAAUAAAGCUGAUGAUGACGACGGCGACGAUGUGGGCUUCGGAGACUACGGCGCAAAUGAUCCACCCAUGGACGUGGAUGGUGGCCAGGACUUCUUCCAGGGCGACCAAGCUGUCGAUGAUGAUUAUGACGGUGGGGAUGCUUUUGGUGGGGGUGACUAUGGGGGUGGCGAGAAUGGAUCGGUCGGCGCCGAAGGUGAUCAACGACAUGCGGCACGACCAGGAGGCGCAUUUCUUCCUUUCGACCCACGACGUGCACCGAAUGAGCCAGAUCGUGUGGUGGCCAUUACGGACGCGGACGGAGAAAACGCGAUGAUGGGCUACUUUGAUCAGAACCUCAUGAAAAACUGGGCAGGUCCUGAGCACUGGAAGCUGAGAAAAGUGGUCCGGAAACCAGAAGCUGACGCUCCGAAACCCCGGCGAGAGAAGAAGGAAGCAUUUAAGAUCGACUUCCUGACGCCCGCCGAGAAAGACAUCAAGACAAUUGCAAAUGAGAUGUUUGCAAAAGUCACGCGGGGGGCUGGUAUUACUUUGCCCAGUUAUGGAGGUUCAAAGACUGGCAAAAAGGCUCGGGGCAGCCGUAAAGCAAAGGAGGAGAAACGUGAUGAACAUACUCUUCCUGAUGACAUGCACUUCUCAAGCAGGCAGCUCGUUACCCUUUUCCUGAAGCCCAAAUUCUCAUUGAAGAUGCGUGGACAACCUGUCAGAUUUAAUGAAAACGGCGACGGAGAGGUUGACGAACAAUUUUGGGCACAGGCCGCGGCGAACCAAGCUGCAGGUCGUGCUGCAGCUGACAAUGAUGAAACCGGUGAUGGACUGAAUAUACCCUUCAAUACCCAGUUCUUCGACAAUGACUAUGAUGACGGCCCGGGCUUUGAUGACGGUUUUGACGGCGACGGUGCAGCACUGGAGGACUCUGGGGAGCAAGAUCUCUUGGCUGCAACACAAGGUCAGACGCGGCGGGUUCGACCAGAAUUCGUCAAUUAUGCCAAGCGUGCCAAACGGGUAGACGUGAGGAAGCUGAAAGAAAAUAUAUGGAAGGGCUUGGACAUUAAGGUCGGGAAACCGAAGGAGGACGACGAAGAGGACGAUAUGGAUGUUGAUGACUCGCCUCUCACUAACCCUGCCGAACAUAGGGUUUUCAGCUCAGUGAUAUCCGGAUUACAGAAAUCGUAUCCGAAGGACAAGAUGGAAGAGAUCAGCACGAGCUUCUGCUUCAUAUGUCUAUUGCACCUUGCUAAUGAGCAGGGACUGAAGCUACAGACUUCUCCCGACUGCCAGCUAGACGAGGAGGUUGAAGCUGAGAAUACAGCCAUGGACUCUGAAGACAGAGACAAAGUGGGAGAUAUAUGGAGUUUGAAAGUAUUUAGGGACCCAGAUGCCACCCCUGCUGCUUAACUGUAAUCGAUCGACGUAGUUACUUCCCUUGGCCCGCCAUCGACUUAUCGAUAUUUUUAUUUCCAUCUGUUACUACACCAUUUCUGUGUUGUUCUUGCUUUCUCUUAUAAAUAUCGGUUUAAGCACAUAAUAAUCUGUUGUAUACCGCCGAAUGGACGAGA
Molecule: messenger RNA, 2768 nt
Organism: Suillus clintonianus
Lineage: Eukaryota; Fungi; Basidiomycota; Agaricomycetes; Boletales; Suillaceae
Product: condensin complex subunit 2/barren
Exons: 9
Coding region: 124-2607 (827 amino acids)
Biological process (GO): mitotic chromosome condensation
Cellular component (GO): condensin complex
Molecular function (GO): chromatin binding
Source: RefSeq, a predicted model, not a curated record